Amphiprion ocellaris (clown anemonefish) is the source of this 4071-nucleotide messenger RNA. It is a transcript of the gene zftraf1, whose product is annotated as zinc finger TRAF-type containing 1. The record is from RefSeq and is a predicted model, not a curated record. The coding region runs from base 810 to 1940 and encodes 376 amino acids. Gene Ontology annotation, cellular component: nucleus. Lineage: Eukaryota; Metazoa; Chordata; Actinopteri; Pomacentridae. Gene Ontology annotation, molecular function: zinc ion binding. The transcript is spliced from 6 exons.
CAACAAAACAUUCCGCUGUCAGCCAAUUCACGGCUCUGUUCAAGUGUUAACGGCGCUCAGAGGCCUUCACACAGACAGGAAAUUUAUUUACUUUCAAAUGCGCAACUUCUGUUACUGGCCACAAUCGAGAACCUACCCGAGUUAAUGCGAAACUGACCCGGAGUCUGUGCAGGGUGAAGUCGGGGGAGACGGACAGGAAAAAAACAAAGAUGGCUGUGUAGCCAGAGAGACAAGUCCCAACAGAACUGUCUCUAUCCGCGGCUUUAAUCACCGACACGUCCCGUGGGUCCCGUGGACAGUCAGCCCGUACCGGAGCAGGGACGCAGGGAGCAGCCGAGCUGAGCCGCUGGUGCACGUCGUUGUAAUCUGCUGUCAUUGCGAAUAACGGCGUCGAGAGUGCAACAACAGCUGAGAGUUGUUUUUGUUCUGCUGGGCAAAGGGAGAGGACUGCUGUGUUUUUGUCAACGCAGCUAGCCGCAUAGUCUGCUAGCCUCACUGUAAGUCAACAAAACUAGUCGACAUUUGAUCUAACAGAUAGUCAGAAAUAGAUUUUGCACAUGAUCUCGUUAUUACAUUUCGAUUGGCUUGUUAAAAUCCCAGUUGGUACGUGUAUGGUGGCAUUAAUAAUAAGUUAGCUGCAUUGCUUCCUGACAGCCUGCUGCCGAGGCGUUAGCUUAGCUCACGUUAGCUUGCUGUCAGCUGACCGUUAGCUUGACAGGUUGUAAGCUAGCCCUGAGCUAACUGCUAAUAUUUUGGGCUCAGCCUGGUCGCGACAGGUACCUAUCACACAUUUUGAGACAGCCAUCGCCAUGUCUUCACUGGAAGAGAGAGACGUGGGCGUUGCGGCCGCCCCUGGCUCCUCCUCGGCCGGCCUUGGGGUCGGGGCCGUGGGGGCAGCGGUGGAGGCUGUCGCCGGGGUCGCAGCCAUGCAGGAGGAGGUCGGGAUACGACGAGAAGGGCCCGAGCCUGACCCAGACGAGCCACCCAAGAAGAGGGUGAAAAUACCCGAGGGAGAGUCAGGGAAGCUGGAGGAGAGACUGUACUCAGUGCUGUGCUGCACCGUGUGCCUAGACUUGCCCAAGGCGUCUGUUUACCAGUGUACCAAUGGACACCUGAUGUGCGCCGGCUGUUUUAUCCACCUCCUAGCUGACUCCCGUCUCAAGGAGGAGCAGGCCACGUGUCCCAACUGCAGGUGUGAGAUCAGCAAGAACCUGUGCUGCAGGAACCUCGCAGUGGAGAAGGCUGUCAGUGAGCUGCCGACAGAGUGUACCUUCUGUCUAAAACAGUUCCCCCGCUCCAGCUUAGAGAGACACCAGAAAGAGGAGUGCCAAGACAGGGUGACACAGUGUAAGUACAAGAGGAUCGGCUGCCCCUGGCAAGGUCCGUUUCAUGAGCUGCCAGCGCAUGAAAGUGAGUGUUCUCAUCCAACGAAGACUGGUACAGAGCUGAUGGGAAUUCUGGGGGAGAUGGACCAGAACCACCGCAGAGACAUGCAGCUCUACAACAGCAUCUUUAGCCUGCUCUGCUACGAGAAGAUUGGGUUUACAGAGGUUCAGUUCAGGCCGUACCGCACCGAUGACUUCAUCACUCGCCUGUACUAUGAAACACCGCGCUUCACUGUUCUCAACCAGACGUGGGUGCUGAAGGCCCGCGUCAAUGACUCCGAGCGCAACCCCAACCUCUCCUGCAAGCGCACCCUCUCCUUCCAGCUCAUCCUCAAGAGCAAGGUGAACUCCGCCCUGGAGUGCUCCUUCCUGCUGCUGAAAGGACCGUACGACGACGUGCGGAUCAAGCCGGUCAUCCACCACCACGCCUUCAGCAACGACGCCAACGAGACCGACUACGUCCCUCUGCCCAUCUCCGACUCGGUGGAGUGCAACAAACUGCUGGCCGCCAAAAACAUCAACCUGCGCUUGUUCAUCUUCCAAGUCCAAAAAUAAAGAGCGAGAGAAGAGAUGAAGGAGGAGGAGGAAGAGGAUGAAACGGACGAGGAAGAAGAAGGAGGAGAAGAAGAAGCAGCGGAGUGAUGGAAGGCGAGAGAGGAUGUAAUGAUUAAAGAGAGACACCACUGAACCAUUGAUACCUCUUAACACCUACACACAUACACUCAUGCUCAAGCACGCACACACACACACACACACACACACACACACACACACACACACACACACACACACACACACACACCUUUACGCAGGGUACUCACGUUUACACACACACACACACACACACACACACACACACACACACACACACACACACACACACACACACCACUAAUUACACUUACCUCCUUUUACAAGAUAGUGAGACCCCUUGCUCGAGAAAGCUGUGAGUUGCUAUGGAGAUGGGUGGGCAUUGAUAUGGGAUGGAGGGGUGGGGUGUUGGCGGUGGAGGAGGGGGCUCCGAGACGGUUGGCGUGUACCUGCGGACCUUUUCACCCGUGACACCCACAGCCGAAGGUAGCGCACACGCCAACCAAAGCAGGGUUUGCUGGAUGUCGCGUGCAUGUUUAUGUGUGUGUGUGUGUUCGUGUGUGUGUUCGUGUGUGAGUUCAGAGUUCAUCGACGGACACCGGAGUGCAGCCCGAACUCUGCUCGCAUGUUCAAAUGUCCCAAAGACGUGAUAAUGUGAAAACAGAGCCAUUGACUCUACUGAGCUGUUCUUUGGACAUGUGAAUGGAGGUGGAGGGUGUGUGUGAGUGUGUGUUAAUGUGUGUGUUUUCCCCUUCUCUCUCGACACACUUUACACCCGAGUUUCGUCAACAGUUUCCUCCUGUUUUGGCAAAAACGACCACGUCGCGUGUCGGACUUUGCCACAACAGAUGAAAGUACCCCCUUCCACCUUCCAUCAAGAGGAGAGACGGCCUGGCUGCAUGCAUAUUUUAGUUCUUCGGAUUAUUCCUCCAGCUGUGGUUAUAUUUAACCUCCAACACUAAUACCAUUUUUAUUUCUCUUAACCCUGAAUAUUUAAGUACAUGUGAACUUCUUUUUUCUUUUUAGUUGGGUUUUUAGCGUGUGAAUGGCUGCCCGUUUGUGUGUGUGCGUGAACAGAUCACAACUGUGAGUUCCUUGUGAACGUGUCCCCACGUGAACAACUGUACAAUCCUCGAGGACAUAACUAGCAAGGCUGGAUUACCACCAAAAACCCCUCAAGUUCCACCGUGUCGGUUGCUUUCUGGUAAUUUAAUCGCUCUCUAAUUUGUUGGGAAUUUUCGUUGCUCAGGUGAAACACGAACUGGAUGGCAGAAUCUCUGUAGUUUUACCACUUUAAGGAUUAUAGCUCGUAUUAUAAUCACAUGGUGCAUUUUUCUCUCUUUCUUUAAAGGGUUUAUUGUUUUGUUCCAAGCUGUUCCUUUAAAAUGACCUGAUUUCAAAUUAAUCAAAUCAAACACUCCUCAAAAUGUCAGUAAAAAUCAAAUCCUCCUAAAUCGGCUUGCGCUUUGUCAAAUUACCACAAACUGAUUGACCCACAGAAAACCCGAGGACACGUCGUAUUGCAGUAUAAGAGCACUACUAGGAUUCACUCGGCUUCUUGUUGCCUCCAGCCACCAAUUUUUUUUGCUCUCGGCCCCAUGAGGACGAGUCGACAGCAGCCCAAACUGUGAGAGUCUCAGGGCGAUCCGGGCUCAAAUCAGCAGCCCUCUUGAGAAAACUUUUUUUGUUCUUUGGAAGCGAGACAUCAGGUGGUGAUGGAUGGUGGGUGUUUGUUCGUGUGUGUGUGUGUGUGUGUGUGUGUGUGUGUGUGUGUGUGUGUGUGUGUGUGUGUGUGUGUGUGUGUGUGUGUGUGUGUGUGUGUGUGUGUGUGUGUGUGUGUGUGUGUGUGUGGGGCAGGGGUGGCAACGGGGAGGGGUUUACCUUACCAUGGUGACAUAUUAGUGUUAGACUUACUUGAACGAAAACGAGAAGAUGUUACUUAAAGUAGAUCCUACUGUAAAGCAGAUAGAUCUCUCUCCUCCUGACCUCUACUUCCUGUAUUUCUGUGUUUUAAUGCUUUGUCUCUAUGCCAGUGGACUCACUCAUCUCACUAUUGGCUGUACAUGUGCCUUUUAUUAAAGAUCAUGGAACCUGC